This is a messenger RNA of Dentiscutata heterogama, 333 nucleotides long. NCBI's taxonomy places the organism in Eukaryota, Fungi, Glomeromycota, Glomeromycetes, Diversisporales, Gigasporaceae. The record is from the annotation of a GenBank genome assembly.
AUGUCUGAAGUGAUUGUCUCGCAACAAAAUUCAUAUUCAUUUCGAGAUCAUUCAUUAAAAACAUCGAAUUUUUCGUCGUCACCCACUUUAAUUUCAACUCUUGAACAUAGUGAUAUCGAUGUAUCGUUCACAAGUACAAAUAAUAAAUAUGACGAAAAUACAACUACUGAAUAUUUAAAUGUUGAUAUUAGAAUAUGUACAAUGAAUUAUGUUGGAUCAAUUAAUACUAUUCGGGCAGCUAAACCUAAAGAUAUAUCAUUUCUCUUUCGUUUUAAUCAAGAAGCAUUAUCUAUUUGUUUAAAUUCUAUGAAAAUUGAGAUUAGGAUUCUUUGA